Molecule: messenger RNA, 2208 nt
Organism: Oreochromis aureus
Lineage: Eukaryota; Metazoa; Chordata; Actinopteri; Cichliformes; Cichlidae
Gene: tspan13a
Product: tetraspanin 13a
Exons: 6
Coding region: 142-756 (204 amino acids)
Cellular component (GO): membrane
Source: RefSeq, a predicted model, not a curated record
GCAGGAUCUCUCCAGGAAGCACCUGUCGGGUCUCCACCUGCAGAUCAGCAGGUACAGCCAUCCGGAGCGUCAAGAGAGGCACGCCGAGAGAGCUGGAGCAGAAGAAAUCUCGUUUUUAAACGUUUUGGCCCGAGAGCAGCGAUGGUUUGCGGCGGAUUCGUUUGCACCAAGAACGCACUCAGCGCGCUCAACAUCCUUUAUGUGCUGGUGAGCCUGCUGCUGAUUGGUGUGGCAGCCUGGGGGAAAUGGUUUGGCCUGGUCUCCAGUAUCCAGGUGGUGGCAGGGGUCAUCGGCGUGGGAGUCUUCCUGUUCUUUGUUGCCUUUGUGGGUCUGUGUGGUGCCCUGAAGCACCACCAGGUCCUGCUCUUCUUUUACAUGAUGAUCCUCUCCAUAGUGUUUGUGCUGCAGUUUUCAGUGUCCUGUGCAUGUCUGGCUCUCAAUAAAGAUCAACAGAACUUGCUGCUGGAGGCCGGAUGGAACAAAUCUGAAGACACUCAGAAGGACGUGGAGAGGACUCUAAACUGCUGCGGCUUCUCUCAAGCGAACAACAGCUCGUGUCCUGCUAUGUGCGCUACUUCCACUUCUUCAUCUUGUGUGGCCUGCGCAGACAUCCUUCAGAAUUAUGCCGGGCAGGUGCUGCAGUUUGUGGGCGGCAUCGGCCUCUUCUUCAGUUUCACAGAGGUCCUUGGAGUCUGGCUCACCCACAGAUACAGAAACCUCAAAGAUCCUCGAUCCAAUCCCAGAGCCUUCCUGUAACCGAUUGCAUGUAAAUCAACCCAAAAGUGCGCUGCUGAAUCAUUUUUCUUCUCUUUUUUUUUUGUAAACCAAAAAUAUCUCUGUGUUUGUGAGUUUUAAAAUGAGUCUGCAACUUUUGAUGCACAGUCGGGAUUAAAAUCCUGCAUCCUUUGAAAGCACAAAGCCUCACAGCUCAAAUGAUUCAAACCACUUAAGAAUAGGCACACCAUAUCAUACUCUGGCCUUACCUAAACUUUGGCUGUUUAAUAUCUCCACACUUUUAAAAUUGUACACAUUUGAAAUGAGGAAAAAAUAAUGGAUCCUGCUUUACCUUAGAUAUUAUUUGAAAGAAAAGAUGCCUGCUGUGGUUCAGCCCAGGAGCUUCUUACUGUGAGGCAACAGUUUUAACUACUGAGUCCCUGCCAUGUUUAUUACUAAUGACACAGUGAAUCAACAUGGCAUAAAAGCUCCCUGUGUAAAUGGUGCAGGCAGUAAAAUGUUGUGCAAUGUUAGAAAAGUACGAUUACAAACAAGGUUUUAAUUUUAUUAGACAUCUGUGUUAUUCAAUGCUUCACUCUCUGUAAACUGACAUUGUCACAAAGUGAUUAUGAAUUCAACUUCAUCAUUGAAUUAUUUUUUUUCAUCUUUAAAGGUUUCAGUCUUUCUUUUAUAACUGCUACUUAAAAAAAUAAGAAGAAGCAUGUUUUGUUUUUUUCACUUGUGUAUUCCUUUUCUCCUUAUUUAAUUUCUUGGAUGAAAACAUUGAUAGGACUCAUGUAUAUAAGUUGGCUUUCACUGAAACAUGUUAAUCAGCUGUGUGUUAAUCACACAUGUUAAUCAUGCACGUGCUGUUUGACGUGUGUUGGACUUUUCUCUUUGUCAGAACGUCACCAGGAUCUUUCAGGAGUUCAUCUAUAAAACUGAGUUACAAUCAACUUUGAUCUCGAGUACGACGUAAGCAACAUGCUGCUGCUCACACUUCUCUAAAUGAACUGUUUUGGGGUUUUUUUCCUGUUAUGUUUCUGUCAUCACUUUCUCACAGAUAUAUUUGAAGUCAGGAUUCUUGUCUCACUUAUGUCUCUGUUGAAGAAGAAGACCAAGUAUGAGUAGUUAUUUACUGAAAUGAAGAUAAUCGUAUGUCCUGUGAUUUUAGUAAUCCAAGCUUCUGUCGAAUGUCUUGUUGAAUGUGGGCGUGAAAAUGAUAUGUUUUUGAAGGAUGGUCAGUCAUAUACUUUUCUUUUUCGAUGCAUGGCUGUUGCUGCCAUAACAGUCACUGGUUCUGGUAUUUAUGUGAAGGCAGUCAUCAUCAAGUUAAGCUGAUUUAACACUCAUCAGGCCUCUGAUGACUCACUUACAGUUGGAGUUGGGGUUUAGGUUAAGUUAAAGUCUCCUGUUUGUUUUUUGGAAAACCAAAUGUGAAAGCUUUUAAUGGAAAAACGCUGUCAAAAUAAAUGUUUAAGACUUCAUUUGAAA